AUGUCAAACGCGAAAGGAACAGAUAAGGUUCUUGACAAACUUAAUGCUUCUGUUGAAGAAGGAAAAUAUUAUGAAGCCCAUCAAAUGUAUCGUACUGUCUGUAGACGAUACAUUAAACAAAAAAAGUAUAAAAGUGCAAUUGAUCUUUUAUUUUCCGGUGCACAUACCUUACUUAAGCAUAAGCAAACUGGCAGUGGUUCGGAUUUAUCCUUGUAUUUAAUUGACGCGUAUAAUGAAGAAAAAAUGCCAGUUACGGACGAAUCGAAAGCUCGGAUAAUUCAACUAUUGGAACUUUUCCCAGUAGAUGAGCCUGGCCGAAAAAGAUUUAUCGAUGCAUCGAUUAAUUGGUCGAUAAAAUUUAGCGAAAAUCCUGCGGGUGAUCCGGAAUUACAUCAUUAUGUUGGAAAGUUAUUUUAUAAAGAUCAUCUAUAUUCCGAAGCCGAACCACAUUUUCUUGCCGGUACUUCGGAAAGUAGUAAAGUAUAUGGAAAGAUGUUGGUUGAAUGGUCAGGCAAAGACCACCCAUCCAAGAGAGGAGCUUAUAUAGCUCGCGCGGUUUUGCAGUACUUAUGUCUUAGAAAUAUUCGUGAUGCAAAGAAUUCAUUUGAUUCUUUUGUCUCGGAAGCCAUGGAGAAAGAUCCAAGUAUAAAAUCAGGGACCGUGCCAUAUCGACCAACAAUAACUGGAGACCCUAUUGAAGUGGAUUUGUACACUUUACCUUUAUUAAACUUUUUGCAGUUUUUGAUUUUAACGAUUCAAAGAGAUGCAUCAGAUCUCUUUACUGAGUUAAGGAAUAAGUAUAAAAGUGCCUUAUCAAUUGAACCUUCCUUUGAUGAAUUGUUAAAUAAGAUUGGAGAAAUAUUCUUUAAUUUAAGAGUACAACGACCACAACAAUUCAAUAUAUUCCAAGAUCUUAUGAGUAGUUUAUUUACUCCACCAAGUGCUGGAUCGUCUGGAGGAUCUCAACCUAGAAUCAAUUCAUUAGAAUAA
This is a messenger RNA of Funneliformis geosporum, 990 nucleotides long. NCBI's taxonomy places the organism in Eukaryota, Fungi, Glomeromycota, Glomeromycetes, Glomerales, Glomeraceae. The record is from the annotation of a GenBank genome assembly.